Messenger RNA from Notothenia coriiceps (black rockcod), 441 nucleotides. RefSeq names its product carbonic anhydrase-related protein. Lineage: Eukaryota; Metazoa; Chordata; Actinopteri; Perciformes; Nototheniidae. Gene Ontology annotation, molecular function: carbonate dehydratase activity; zinc ion binding. The record is from RefSeq and is a predicted model, not a curated record. The transcript is spliced from 4 exons. The annotation marks the transcript as partial.
GUGUGUGUGUGUGUGUGUGUGUGUGUGUGUGCGCAGCUCCAUCUGAUUCACUGGAACAGCACUCUGUUCAACUCUCUGGAGGAUGCUCUUGGGAAGAAGAAUGGAGUCGUCAUCAUAGCUCUGUUUGUGCAGAUCGGUAAGGAGCACCUGGGUCUGAAGGCCAUCACCGAGGUUCUGCAGGACCUGCAGUACAAGGGGAAGAGCAAGAUCAUCCCCUGCUUCAACCCCAACACUCUGUUACCUGACCCUUUGCUGAGAGACUACUGGGUGUAUGAAGGAUCUCUAACCACUCCACCCUGUAGUGAAAAUGUGACCUGGAUCCUCUACCGCUACCCCCUCACCAUCUCCCAGCUACAAGUAAGGCCUUGUGUGUGCUGUCAGUCUGAAGACUUCAGUCUGAAACAUGAAGAAAUAAGUGUGGAGUAAGAAAGUUCACCAGAC